CAGCUUUCUGUUCUACAACUGUUCAAAAUCCAUUUUCUCGUUCAUUCCUCCCUCGAUGUCCCCGUCGUCGCCCAACAUUGUCAUUCAGUCCCCCGACGCUGAUCCCAACGACGAGCUCGCCCAUUCACCCCUAUCACCACCUCCCAUUAUCAUUCAUGACAACCUUCUUUCUCCCACCUCUGCACAUCCUCGUGGUUCCAAUGCGUCUGUAGACUCGCCCACCUCACCUACGCCCACCGCCUUGGAAUCAAAUGAUACUUCUUCCAUUCUUACUAUACCACCGUCACCCACCCUCUCCAACAAAUCUUUAGAGCCGAAAUCCACUCUCGCCCUCAGACACAACCAGCCAGAUUCUUCUAGCGGAAUGGGUUCUCUCUCAAUGCUUUCGCCUGAUGGCCAUCGUCGCAAAGGCAGUACAGCAACGUGGGUCUCUACAGACGGUACAGAGCCUGAUUCUCAUAGUAUGGGUCGCGUCGCAAGCCCAGGGAUGGAGCUUUCACAUGUCAAAACAAACACUACCGAAGCUACACGAGUCCAUGCUACCAAUGACGAGCCAUCAAGGAGACCAAAGAAAUCAAAGAGGGAGAAAGCUAUAGAGGAUGAGGAGAAGCAGAAGCAGCUUGCUCUUGAGCAGGAUAUUAAUGUCGACCAGACUCCGUUCAAAUUCAAGCCUUACGAGCUCGCUCACAUGUUCGAUCCCAAGAGUUAUGAGGUCCUCGAGAGCUUUGGUGGCGUGAAUGGCGUGGUACGAGGGUUAGGUGUGGAAUCAUCGCGCGGCCUAAGUCCGGAUGAUGAAGGCGCGGUCGACGAGGGUGGACGACAACGAGGACCAAGUCACGACCCCAACUUGCCUGAAAUUACAUUGACCGAACCAGGCGGUGGUCAAGGUAAAGCUGCUUCUGCUUCCGACUUGACUAACAGCGACGACUGGGACAACUCAGCGGCUUUGAAAGCGUCUUUUGCACAACGCCGGCACGUUUAUGGCGGAAAUUCUUUGCCUACUCGUAAAGCAAAGAGUCUGUUCGCCCUCAUGGCAGCAGCAAUGAAGGACAAAGUCUUGAUACUUCUUUCGAUUGCCGCAGCCGUCUCUCUCGCCCUCGGACUCUUUCAAGAUUUUGGUACAGCUCGUCAAAGUAGUGAGCCUCCUGUGGAUUGGGUCGAAGGCGUGGCUAUCAUCGUAGCCAUCGUUGUUGUGGUCGUGGUCGGGUCUCUAAAUGAUUGGCAGAAGGAAAAGCAAGUCCAAGCUCUCAAUAACAAAAAGGAUGAGCGUGGAGUGAAGAUAAUCAGAGGUGGGCAGGAGACCGUUCUUGAUUCCAAGGUGUGCCUUCAAGUUGUCGUUGGAGAUAUUGCAUUACUGGAACCAGGUGAAAUUGUUCCUUGUGACGGCAUAUUCUUGUCAGGACACAAUGUGAAGUGUGACGAAAGCGCUGCUACCGGAGAAAGCGAUGCUAUAAAGAAAGUGGCAUGGGCUGAUUGGACAGCUAUGAGACAACGAGAGAAGGAGGGCGGUCCCCAUGUGAACCAUACGGAUUGCUUCAUACUCAGUGGUAGCAAGGUUCAGGAAGGAAUGGGAAAAUACCUCGUCGUAGCAGUCGGCCAAAAGAGUUUCAAUGGCCGUAUCAUGAUGGCUUUGCGUGGUGACGCUGAGGCUACCCUAUUACAGCUCAAGUUGAACGAUCUUGCCGAACUCAUCGCCAAACUAGGUUCUAGUGCUGGUCUCAUACUGUUUAUCUCCCUCAUGAUUCGAUUCUUCGUUAACCUCCCUAAUGACCCACGCACACCCAACGAAAAGGGAAUCACAUUCGUCAAUAUUCUCGUCAUCUCCGUUUCCUUGAUUGUCGCCUCUGUUCCAGAAGGUCUUCCUCUUGCUGUGACUCUAGCACUUGCUCUCGCAACCAAGCGAAUGACGUAUGAGAAUCUUCUCGUCCGUGUCUUGGGGAGUUGUGAGCAGAUGGCGAACGCCAGUGUUAUUUGUACAGACAAGACGGGUACCUUGACGCUGAACGAUAUGACUGUCGUUGCAGGGAGUCUCGGGAUUCACUGCAAGUUUGUUCGCAAGUUGGAGGACAACGCCGGGAGGACGAACGCUGGGGACUGUCUUGAACAGGACAAAGAUAAGGACACGGACACGGGCACAGACAUGGGCACGGACAACCAUCUGAUGGCCACCCUUGAAAGGAAACAUAAAGACGACUUCUCACUUGAUCAAUCACAGCUCGACACUGUCCUUUCCCCUUCGUUGCAAAAGUUAAUCAACGAGAACAUCGCUGUCAACAGCACCGCCUUCGAAGACAAGGAUCCUGCGAGUGGCGAACCUAUCCUGGUUGGGAGCAAGACAGAGACGGCGUUAUUGAAAUUCACAAAAGAAUUAGGUUGGCCUUAUUUCCACAGUAUUCGGGAGACGGUUGGUGCGGACAAGAAUGUCGUUGCUGUGUAUCCGUUCUCGAGUGAGAGGAAGGCAAUGGGUAUCGUUGUCAAGACUGGAGACGGCAGAUACCGGUUGCACGCAAAAGGGGCUAGUGAGAUUUUGAGCAGGAGGUGUACGAGACAUGUGGUCGUCGGGAGGCCUGGGAAGGAGUUUCCGGAAGAUGCCUCGAUUGAAACAAAGGAAAUUGGAGAACUGGAGUCGGACAAUAUCAGCCGGACCAUCAUAUUUUAUGCUAACCAGACGUUACGAACGAUCGCUCUGUGUUAUAGGGAGUUUGAGCAGUGGCCGCCGAAGGACGCAACGAUGGAGGACGGUGAACCCACCUGGGAAUCCCUUUCCACCGACAUGACUCUUAUCGGCAUCACUGGUGUUGAAGAUCCUCUACGUCCUGGAGUUCGUGACGCUGUAGCUCAAUGCCGUCGGGCUGGUGUUACUGUCAAGAUGUGUACUGGCGAUAAUGUCCUCACAGCUCGUUCGAUCGCGGCACAGUGUGGUAUCUUCACUCAAGGUGGUAUCAUCAUGGAGGGUCCAGUCUUUAGGAAGUUGUCUCAGUCUGAGAUGAUUGAAAUUGUACCCAGACUACAGGUUCUCGCUCGUUCGUCGCCCGAAGACAAGAAGGUUUUAGUCGACACCUUGAAGCACAUUGGAGAAAUAGUUGGUGUCACCGGUGACGGAACCAACGACGGUCCUGCCCUGAAGAGUGCACAUGUUGGUUUUUCCAUGGGUAUCGCUGGGACAGAAGUGGCAAAGGAGGCUUCUGAUAUCAUCCUAAUGGAUGAUAAUUUUGCAUCGAUAGUCAAGGCGAUAAUCUGGGGUCGUGCUGUUAAUGAUGCCGUCCGCAAGUUUUUGCAGUUUCAGAUUGCCACCAACAUCUGUGCUGUCAUCAUCACUUUUGUCUCUGCGGUCGCAUCUGGAGAAUCAGAGUCAGUUUUGUCCGCCGUGCAGCUGCUUUGGGUGAACAUUAUCAUGGACACCUUUGCUGCUUUGGCCCUUGCCACGGAUCCUGCUUCAGAAUCCCAUCUCGACCGCAAACCUACCAGGAAAUCUGCUCCGUUGUUCACUACCCCGAUGUACAAGCAAAUCAUCUUCCAGGCUAUGUAUCAGGUCAUUAUCCUCCUCAUCUUCCAUUUCCUCGGUCUCAAAAUUCUCGGCUUGGAAGACAACGAGCACAAUCAUAAAAUCGUCAAGACACUCGUGUUCAAUGCAUUCGUAUUUUGUCAGAUCUUCAACUCCAUAAAUUCACGGCGACUGGACAACAAGCUCAACAUCUUUGAGGGUAUUACUCGAAAUUGGUAUUUCGUCGCUAUCACUGUUAUUGAAAUCGGAAUUCAAAUUCUUCUUGUUUUUGUUGGUGGCGCUGCUUUUACCGUUACGCCAAUAGGCGGUCGUGAAUGGGGAAUUUCUCUUGCAUUGGGAUGUGCUGCGUUACCGAUCGGUGCCCUUAUCCGAAUGCUCCCCGAUGGACCGUUUGAGAGGACGUUCAAGCGAUUAGGUCUCUUAGGACGAACGAAGAACCUUCCAACAACGUCUCCAGAUCAAGAAGAAGGUUGGUUUGGAGCUGCCUCUUUGGUCCGUCACAACCUUAGAACAUUCACCACACUACGUGGAGGUCGACUUCGGGCGAAUUCCUUUGUCGCCAAAAGCCGUUUAGCACUUCCUCGACACAAGGAGAAAGAAACGGAGCUUAUUGGAGUUUCCUCUAUACUUGCCAUGGCACCGACUCUGAUGGCGGGAUCUAUCGCUGCUCGAGGGUAUAACGGUGACCUUUCGGACCCGGCCUCUCAGGAUCCUUCGAAAUCUUCUGCCGCUUUAUGGGAAGGCAAAUUGCAACUACAUCCAGAUACGUCUCCUGACGACCCCGCGUAUAAAAAGUAUGGAGGUGAUCAGAACAUCGGAUAAAUUCUUGAAGGAUAUGCCGGCGAUAAGGAUCCGAGGAAGAAGCGGGAGUUGGCCAAUGUACAUAAAUGAGCACGAACAUAUACGAAUCUCACAUCUAGUGUGUGCAGGGACCUUAAUUAUGACCUAUUAUAAUUUAGACACGCACAAAUCGCGUUACGAUCUCAGUAAUACUCCAAACGUUGUCAAUACAUCAUAAUUCAACUUUACGGGAGUUACUACAGGAAAUAUUAUAGCUAGCAUGUGA
Molecule: messenger RNA, 4571 nt
Organism: Marasmius oreades (fairy-ring Marasmius)
Lineage: Eukaryota; Fungi; Basidiomycota; Agaricomycetes; Agaricales; Marasmiaceae
Exons: 9
Coding region: 56-4327 (1423 amino acids)
Biological process (GO): intracellular calcium ion homeostasis; calcium ion transmembrane transport
Cellular component (GO): membrane; intracellular membrane-bounded organelle
Molecular function (GO): ATP binding; P-type calcium transporter activity; ATP hydrolysis activity
Source: RefSeq, a predicted model, not a curated record